AUGAUUAUUGUGUGCUUGUCUGCCGCUCUGUGUCCAGCUCCUGGAAAAGUUGAGAACCUGGUCGCCAUCCGUGUGGCAUCAAAGCUGUACACAGUGUCCUGGACGCCACCCGAAAUACGUAACGGCAUCAUACGAGGAUAUCAACUGGGUCUGGAGCCGAAACGUCUGCUCCAUUGUACAAGAUCUCCGCCUGAACACCUGAUGUUCAAUAUAUCCGGAAACCAGACGGCACGCAAUGUCUCGUUGAUGCCUGCUGCCGAGUACAGUAUUCGUGUGAAAGCACACACUGUUGCUGAUGGACAAUGGGCGACUAUAAGGGUAACAACAUCUGACGAAGUACCCGAGGCUGCCCCCAGGGACGUAAACGUCCCUGACGUCUCUGAUGCGGGCGCUACGGUCACGUGGAAGGAACCGGACUGUGCUCUUAGUCACGGCGCUAUUAAGGGCUACAAACUAAAGCUGAGGAUGAACGCACCGCAGAAAGGACCGGAUCGUGCGUACAACAUCACGGUGACAUCUAUCACCUUCAACGGGCUCAGUCCCUUCACCAACUACAGUUUAGAGCUGUCCGCAUGGAACACAGCAGGGGACGGACCUGCAGUCUUCGCAGUAUUCAGGACAGGACCUUCCGUGCCUAACGCGCCGACGAACCUGACGUCGCACAGCGCAUCGAGCACAUCGAUCGCCAUCUCGUGGCUUCCACCGAAACCGCUUACGGGAACGUUACAGCGUUAUCGUGUAUACUACAGGACGUCAGAACAUGCGGAGUCCACCAUUGACAAGAUUCCUGCACCAGCAUACUGUAAUGCGACAACGCGCUCCGGACGGCAGUGCUUCGCCAUCCAAGACCUCACGCCUAACACUAGAUAUCACGUUUUUGUGACUGCCAAGAACGAGCUCGUUGACCAAUGGAGCAAGCCAAGCAACGAGAUUACUGUGACAACACAAAGUGCUGCUCCUGGAAAAGUUGAGAACCUGGUCGCCAUCCGUGUGGCAUCAAAGCUGUACACAGUGUCCUGGACGCCACCCGAAAUACGUAACGGCAUCAUACGAGGAUAUCAACUGGGUCUGGAGCCGAAACGUCUGCUCCAUUGUACAAGAUCUCCGCCUGAACACCUGAUGUUCAAUAUAUCCGGAAACCAGACGGCACGCAAUGUCUCGUUGAUGCCUGCUGCCGAGUACAGUAUUCGUGUGAAAGCACACACUGUUGCUGAUGGACAAUGGGCGACUAUAAGGGUAACAACAUCUGACGAAGUACCCGAGGCUACCCCCAGGGACGUAAACGUCCCUGACGUCUCUGAUGCGGGCGCUACGGUCACGUGGAAGGAACCGGACUGUGCUCUUAGUCACGGCGCUAUUAAGGGCUACAAACUAAAGCUGAGGAUGAACGCACCGCAGAAAGGACCGGAUCGUGCGUACAACAUCACGGUGACAUCUAUCACCUUCAACGGGCUCAGUCCCUUCACCAACUACAGUUUAGAGCUGUCCGCAUGGAACACAGCAGGGGACGGACCUGCAGUCUUCGCAGUAUUCAGGACAGGACCUUCCGUGCCUAACGCGCCGACGAACCUGACGUCGCACAGCGCAUCGAGCACAUCGAUCGCCAUCUCGUGGCUUCCACCGAAACCGCUUACGGGAACGUUACAGCGUUAUCGUGUAUACUACAGGACGUCAGAACAUGCGGAGUCCACCAUUGACAAGAUUCCUGCACCAGCAUACUGUAAUGCGACAACGCGCUCCGGACGGCAGUGCUUCGCCAUCCAAGACCUCACGCCUAACACUAGAUAUCACGUUUUUGUGACUGCCAAGAACGAGCUCGUUGACCAAUGGAGCAAGCCAAGCAACGAGAUUACUGUGACAACACAAAGUGCUGCUCCUGGAAAAGUUGAGAACCUGGUCGCCAUCCGUGUGGCAUCAAAGCUGUACACAGUGUCCUGGACGCCACCCGAAAUACGUAACGGCAUCAUACGAGGAUAUCAACUGGGUCUGGAGCCGAAACGUCUGCUCCAUUGUACAAGAUCUCCGCCUGAACACCUGAUGUUCAAUAUAUCCGGAAACCAGACGGCACGCAAUGUCUCGUUGAUGCCUGCUGCCGAGUACAGUAUUCGUGUGAAAGCACACACUGUUGCUGAUGGACAAUGGGCGACUAUAAGGGUAACAACAUCUGACGAAGUACCCGAGGCUGCCCCCAGGGACGUAAACGUCCCUGACGUCUCUGAUGCGGGCGCUACGGUCACGUGGAAGGAACCGGACUGUGCUCUUAGUCACGGCGCUAUUAAGGGCUACAAACUAAAGCUGAGGAUGAACGCACCGCAGAAAGGACCGGAUCGUGCGUACAACAUCACGGUGACAUCUAUCACCUUCAACGGGCUCAGUCCCUUCACCAACUACAGUUUAGAGCUGUCCGCAUGGAACACAGCAGGGGACGGACCUGCAGUCUUCGCAGUAUUCAGGACAGGACCUUCCGUGCCUAACGCGCCGACGAACCUGACGUCGCACAGCGCAUCGAGCACAUCGAUCGCCAUCUCGUGGCUUCCACCGAAACCGCUGACGGGAACGUUACAGCGUUAUCGUGUAUACUACAGGACGUCAGAACAUGCGGAGUCCACCAUUGACAAGAUUCCUGCACCAGCAUACUGUAAUGCGACAACGCGCUCCGGACGGCAGUGCUUCGCCAUCCAAGACCUCACGCCUAACACUAGAUAUCACGUUUUUGUGACUGCCAAGAACGAGCUCGUUGACCAAUGGAGCAAGCCAAGCAACGAGAUUACUGUGACAACACAAAGUGCUGCUCCUGGAAAAGUUGAGAACCUGGUCGCCAUCCGUGUGGCAUCAAAGCUGUACACAGUGUCCUGGACGCCACCCGAAAUACGUAACGGCAUCAUACGAGGAUAUCAACUGGGUCUGGAGCCGAAACGUCUGCUCCAUUGUACAAGAUCUCCGCCUGAACACCUGAUGUUCAAUAUAUCCGGAAACCAGACGGCACGCAAUGUCUCGUUGAUGCCUGCUGCCGAGUACAGUAUUCGUGUGAAAGCACACACUGUUGCUGAUGGACAAUGGGCGACUAUAAGGGUAACAACAUCUGACGAAGUACCCGAGGCUGCCCCCAGGGACGUAAACGUCCCUGACGUCUCUGAUGCGGGCGCUACGGUCACGUGGAAGGAACCGGACUGUGCUCUUAGUCACGGCGCUAUUAAGGGCUACAAACUAAAGCUGAGGAUGAACGCACCGCAGAAAGGACCGGAUCGUGCGUACAACAUCACGGUGACAUCUAUCACCUUCAACGGGCUCAGUCCCUUCACCAACUACAGUUUAGAGCUGUCCGCAUGGAACACAGCAGGGGACGGACCUGCAGUCUUCGCAGUAUUCAGGACAGGACCUUCCGUGCCUAACGCGCCGACGAACCUGACGUCGCACAGCGCAUCGAGCACAUCGAUCGCCAUCUCGUGGCUUCCACCGAAACCGCUUACGGGAACGUUACAGCGUUAUCGUGUAUACUACAGGACGUCAGAACAUGCGGAGUCCACCAUUGACAAGAUUCCUGCACCAGCAUACUGUAAUGCGACAACGCGCUCCGGACGGCAGUGCUUCGCCAUCCAAGACCUCACGCCUAACACUAGAUAUCACGUUUUUGUGACUGCCAAGAACGAGCUCGUUGACCAAUGGAGCAAGCCAAGCAACGAGAUUACUGUGACAACACAAAGUGCUGCUCCUGGAAAAGUUGAGAACCUGGUCGCCAUCCGUGUGGCAUCAAAGCUGUACACAGUGUCCUGGACGCCACCCGAAAUACGUAACGGCAUCAUACGAGGAUAUCAACUGGGUCUGGAGCCGAAACGUCUGCUCCAUUGUACAAGAUCUCCGCCUGAACACCUGAUGUUCAAUAUAUCCGGAAACCAGACGGCACGCAAUGUCUCGUUGAUGCCUGCUGCCGAGUACAGUAUUCGUGUGAAAGCACACACUGUUGCUGAUGGACAAUGGGCGACUAUAAGGGUAACAACAUCUGACGAAGUACCCGAGGCUACCCCCAGGGACGUAAACGUCCCUGACGUCUCUGAUGCGGGCGCUACGGUCACGUGGAAGGAACCGGACUGUGCUCUUAGUCACGGCGCUAUUAAGGGCUACAAACUAAAGCUGAGGAUGAACGCACCGCAGAAAGGACCGGAUCGUGCGUACAACAUCACGGUGACAUCUAUCACCUUCAACGGGCUCAGUCCCUUCACCAACUACAGUUUAGAGCUGUCCGCAUGGAACACAGCAGGGGACGGACCUGCAGUCUUCGCAGUAUUCAGGACAGGACCUUCCGUGCCUAACGCGCCGACGAACCUGACGUCGCACAGCGCAUCGAGCACAUCGAUCGCCAUCUCGUGGCUUCCACCGAAACCGCUUACGGGAACGUUACAGCGUUAUCGUGUAUACUACAGGACGUCAGAACAUGCGGAGUCCACCAUUGACAAGAUUCCUGCACCAGCAUACUGUAAUGCGACAACGCGCUCCGGACGGCAGUGCUUCGCCAUCCAAGACCUCACGCCUAACACUAGAUAUCACGUUUUUGUGACUGCCAAGAACGAGCUCGUUGACCAAUGGAGCAAGCCAAGCAACGAGAUUACUGUGACAACACAAAGUGCUGCUCCUGGAAAAGUUGAGAACCUGGUCGCCAUCCGUGUGGCAUCAAAGCUGUACACAGUGUCCUGGACGCCACCCGAAAUACGUAACGGCAUCAUACGAGGAUAUCAACUGGGUCUGGAGCCGAAACGUCUGCUCCAUUGUACAAGAUCUCCGCCUGAACACCUGAUGUUCAAUAUAUCCGGAAACCAGACGGCACGCAAUGUCUCGUUGAUGCCUGCUGCCGAGUACAGUAUUCGUGUGAAAGCACACACUGUUGCUGAUGGACAAUGGGCGACUAUAAGGGUAACAACAUCUGACGAAGUACCCGAGGCUGCCCCCAGGGACGUAAACGUCCCUGACGUCUCUGAUGCGGGCGCUACGGUCACGUGGAAGGAACCGGACUGUGCUCUUAGUCACGGCGCUAUUAAGGGCUACAAACUAAAGCUGAGGAUGAACGCACCGCAGAAAGGACCGGAUCGUGCGUACAACAUCACGGUGACAUCUAUCACCUUCAACGGGCUCAGUCCCUUCACCAACUACAGUUUAGAGCUGUCCGCAUGGAACACAGCAGGGGACGGACCUGCAGUCUUCGCAGUAUUCAGGACAGGACCUUCCGUGCCUAACGCGCCGACGAACCUGACGUCGCACAGCGCAUCGAGCACAUCGAUCGCCAUCUCGUGGCUUCCACCGAAACCGCUGACGGGAACGUUACAGCGUUAUCGUGUAUACUACAGGACGUCAGAACAUGCGGAGUCCACCAUUGACAAGAUUCCUGCACCAGCAUACUGUAAUGCGACAACGCGCUCCGGACGGCAGUGCUUCGCCAUCCAAGACCUCACGCCUAACACUAGAUAUCACGUUUUUGUGACUGCCAAGAACGAGCUCGUUGACCAAUGGAGCAAGCCAAGCAACGAGAUUACUGUGACAACACAAAGUGCUGGUGAGGACCGUUAUCACUUGUCCUUUUAUCCUUUCAGUGCCCAAGAUAGUCUGCUGUAA
This is a messenger RNA of Ornithodoros turicata, 5604 nucleotides long. Its product is annotated as phosphatidylinositol phosphatase PTPRQ-like. Gene Ontology annotation, cellular component: plasma membrane; dendrite. The transcript is spliced from 24 exons. The record is from RefSeq and is a predicted model, not a curated record. Gene Ontology annotation, molecular function: protein binding; transmembrane-ephrin receptor activity. Bases 1 to 5604 code for a protein of 1867 amino acids. NCBI's taxonomy places the organism in Eukaryota, Metazoa, Arthropoda, Arachnida, Ixodida, Argasidae. Gene Ontology annotation, biological process: protein phosphorylation; ephrin receptor signaling pathway; axon guidance.